Molecule: messenger RNA, 487 nt
Organism: Nematostella vectensis (starlet sea anemone)
Lineage: Eukaryota; Metazoa; Cnidaria; Anthozoa; Actiniaria; Edwardsiidae
Product: 60S ribosomal protein L36
Exons: 4
Coding region: 133-453 (106 amino acids)
Biological process (GO): cytoplasmic translation
Cellular component (GO): cytosolic large ribosomal subunit; ribosome
Molecular function (GO): structural constituent of ribosome
Source: RefSeq, a predicted model, not a curated record
UUCCCCAUUUUGUCCUUAUAACACAGGUAGCCCACAGUAAGCGACCGCUGGUCAAAUUCUCGAUUGCAUGUGGGCUCUUCCUCUCAGUUUGUGCAUUCGGCCAUCUUGGGUUCGAAUCAAGACCAAGUUAACAUGGCACCUAAAGUCGAAAUGGCCGUCGGCCUCCAGAAAGGCCACAAGGUUACAAAGAAUGUCACAAAACCCAAGCCUUCCAGAAGAAAGGGGGCCAGCAAUAAGAGGGUGAAGUUUGUGCGCGACGUUGUUCGUGAAGUUGUUGGCUUUGCACCCUAUGAGAAGAGAGUCAUGGAAUUGCUGAGAAUUGGCAAGGACAAGCGUGCUCUUAAAUUCUGCAAAAAGAGGCUUGGUACCCAUGUCCGUGGCAAGAGGAAGCGUGAGGAGAUCACUAGCGUCCUUGCUGCCAUGAGGAAACAACAGCAACAGCAGCAACACUAAUACAUUCUAAUAAACCUGCCAUCAGAAAGCUGAA